AUGUUAAGAACUAGACAAUCUUUAAAAGCAUUUAAUGUUUUUACUAGAAGAAAUUUAGCUACUCAAGGUUUCAAUAUACCUGAAGAAUUUCAAUCUAGAGCUCCACCUUAUGAAAAAUUAAUCAAUAAUUUAAAUCAAGUUAAUAAAGUACUUGGUGAUAAACCAUUAACUUUAGCUGAAAAACUUUUAUAUUCACAUUUAUGUGAUGUUGAAGAAAGUUUAAGUGGAGCUAAUGGAGAUUUAUCAAAAAUCAGAGGUCAACAAUAUUUAAAAUUAAAUCCUGAUAGAGUUGCAAUGCAAGAUGCUUCAGCUCAAACGGCUUUAUUACAAUUUAUGACUUGUGGUAUGCCAAAUACUGCAGUACCAGCUUCAAUUCAUUGUGAUCAUUUAAUUGUUGGUAAAUCAGGAGCUGAAGAUGAUUUAGUUUCUUCAAUUGCUACCAAUAAAGAAGUUUUCGAUUUCUUACAAAGUUGUGGAGAAAAAUAUGGUAUUCAAUUUUGGGGUCCAGGUUCAGGUAUUAUUCAUCAAAUUGUUUUAGAAAACUUCUCAGUACCAGGUUUAAUGAUGUUAGGUACUGAUUCUCAUACUCCAAAUGCUGGUGGUUUAGGAGCUAUUGCUAUUGGAGUUGGUGGUGCUGAUGCUGUUGAUGCAUUAACUGGUACUCCAUGGGAAUUAAAAGCUCCUAAAGUUAUGGGAGUUAAAUUAACUGGUAAAAUGACUGGUUGGACUUCUCCAAAAGAUGUUAUUACCAAAUUAGCUGGUAUUUUAACCGUUAGAGGUGGUACUGGUUAUAUUGUUGAAUAUUUCGGUGAAGGGGUUAAGAAUUUAUCAUGUACUGGUAUGGCAACUAUUUGUAAUAUGGGAGCAGAAAUUGGUGCUACUACUUCAACUUUCCCUUAUCAAGAUGCUCAUCGUAGAUAUUUAUAUCAAACUCAUAGAGGUCCAAUCGCCGAUGCUGCUGAUUUAGCCAAUGGUAAAUAUAAUUUCUUAACUGCUGAUGCUGAUGCUGAAUAUGAUAAAGUUAUUGAAAUUGAUUUAAGUACUUUAGAACCUCAUAUUAAUGGUCCUUUCACUCCAGAUUUAUCAACUCCAAUUUCUAAAUUUGGUGAAACCCAAAAACAAGAAAACUGGCCUGAAAAAGUUUCUGCUGGUUUAAUUGGUUCAUGUACUAAUUCAUCUUAUCAAGAUAUGAGUAGAGCUGUUUCAAUCAUUUUACAAGCAGAAAAAGCCGGUUUAAAACCAAAAAUUCCUUUCUUUGUUACCCCAGGUUCUGAACAAAUUAGAGCUACUAUUGAAAGAGAUGGAUUAACUGAAACUUUUGAAAAAAAUGGUGCUAUUGUUUUAGCUAACGCUUGUGGUCCUUGUAUUGGACAAUGGGAUAGAACAGAUAUUUCUAAAGAUUCAAGUGAAACUAAUGCUAUUUUCACUUCAUUUAAUAGAAAUUUCAGAGCUAGAAAUGAUGGUAACAGAAAUACUAUGAAUUUCUUAACUUCUCCUGAUGUUGUCACUGCUAUGAUUUAUUCCGGUGAUAUGAAUUUCAAUCCUUUAACUGAUGCUAUUAAAUUACCUAAUGGUGGAGAUUUUAAAUUCUCUCCUCCUGAAGGUAAUGAAUUACCUGAUGAAGGUUUCAUUAAAGGUAGAAAUGAAUUUUACCCUGAAUUAAAUCCUCAACCAAAACCUGAUGUUAAAGUUGAAGUUUCCCCUGAAUCUGAUAGAUUACAAAUCUUAGAACCUUUCCAACCUUGGAGUGGUGAAGAAUUAUCCACUAAUGUUUUAAUUAAAGUUGAAGGUAAAUGUACUACUGAUCAUAUUUCAGCUGCUGGUGCUUGGUUAAAAUAUAAAGGUCAUUUAGAAAAUAUUUCUUAUAAUACUUUAAUUGGAGCUGUUAAUAAAGAAACUGGUGAAGUUAAUACUGCUUAUGAUUUCAAUGGUGAUAAAUAUGGAAUCCCUGAAUUAAUGAUUAAAUGGAAACAAGAUGGUCGUCCUUGGAAUGUUGUUGCUGAACAUAAUUAUGGUGAAGGUUCAGCUAGAGAACAUGCUGCUUUAUCACCAAGAUUUUUAGGUGGUUCAAUCAUUUUAGUUAAAUCAUUUGCUAGAAUUCAUGAAACUAAUUUAAAGAAACAAGGAAUGUUACCUUUAACUUUUGCUAAUGAAAGUGAUUAUGAUUUGAUUUCUUCAGGAGAUUUAUUAACCACUAUCGACUUAAAAGAUAUGAUAGCUAAAGACGGUAAUAAUGGAGGUAACUUAAGAAUGAAAGUUACCAAGAAAGAUGGUUCAACUUUCGAAAUCUUAUGUAAACAUACCAUGUCAAAAGAUCAAGUUGAUUUCUUUAAAGCUGGUUCAGCCAUUAAUCAUAUUGGUAACUUAAAAAGACAACAAUUGUAA
Yamadazyma jaroonii is the source of this 2385-nucleotide messenger RNA. Lineage: Eukaryota; Fungi; Ascomycota; Pichiomycetes; Serinales; Debaryomycetaceae. The record is from the annotation of a GenBank genome assembly.